Molecule: messenger RNA, 1211 nt
Organism: Physcomitrium patens
Lineage: Eukaryota; Viridiplantae; Streptophyta; Bryopsida; Funariales; Funariaceae
Product: exosome complex component RRP4 homolog
Biological process (GO): nuclear-transcribed mRNA catabolic process, deadenylation-dependent decay; poly(A)-dependent snoRNA 3'-end processing; CUT catabolic process
Cellular component (GO): nuclear exosome (RNase complex); cytoplasmic exosome (RNase complex)
Molecular function (GO): RNA binding
Source: RefSeq, a predicted model, not a curated record
CCUGCGAGGUCCAUGGCUAUGGAAGCUCCAGGAGGAAUUGUUGGUGUUGGAGGAGGAGGUGCAUGUGUGAGUUUGUGUUGCUGAAACUUAUGUAAUUGCGGAUCGAUCUCGAGCGUACGGUUGGUAGGGUUGGAAGAAAAAGAUGAAGGGACUGGAACUGGGAGUGGAUCAUGAGCGACGCAUUUCUCGGGCGCAGCAGCUGCUUCUCAAUGCUGCGGGGAGUUUGCACUCCACCGCGUUUGUUAAUGUGGGUGAUGUGAUCCCCGUCGACCACGAGGCUGGUUUCCUGAGAGGUCACGGGACUCAGCCCGUGAACGAACAGCUUCUUGCAACUGUGUGUGGGGUUGUGGAGCGGGUUAACAGGCUGGUGUCGGUGCGCCCCCUGCGAGCCAGAUACAAUGCAGAGACUGGGGACGUGGUGGUUGGACGUGUAACCGAGGUCGGUGGCAAUAGAUGGAAAGUGGACGUGAACUCAAGAAAGGAUGCAGAAUUACUUUUAGCUGCUGUCAAUUUACCCGGUGGUAUCCAGAGAAGGCGCACCGCCAUUGAUGAAUUAAAUAUGCGCGAUUUGUAUGUAGAAAAUGACCUCAUCAGUGCUGAAGUACAGAGUUUGCAUCAAGACGGGUCCCUCCACUUGCACACACGAAGCCUCAAGUAUGGCAAGCUAGGGAAUGGGCAGUUGGUGAAGGUGGCACCCUAUUUGAUCAAACGACUCAAACAACAUUUCCAUCAACUCAAGGAUCUCGGUGUGGAUCUCAUUUUGGGCUGUAAUGGAUUCAUUUGGAUAGCUGGUACUUCUGCGCCUGGACAAAAAGACAAUAAGCGUUCUGGGUCAGUUGUCACAUCAGCUUCUGCUGCAGAGGGUGAAAGUGCUGUGCAGUUCGAAGUAAGAGAAAGAAUUUGCAGGCUUGCAAACUCAGUUCGUGUCUUAGGAGCUCUGGGUCUGCUGGUGUCUCCAGAAUCUAUUAUUCAGACUUACGAGGCAAGCCUACAAUUCAAAGUAAAAGUGAAAGAUAUGCUGUCAGCUGAUUUUUAUGUUAAGCUGGCAGAAAAGAUAGCAGAGCAGAGAACUAAGAGGUAGAUUUAUCGUCGUCCGCCACAGCAUGUGAUUAAAUUAAAUCAUGUUCAACAAAUGUUAACUUGGUUUGAUAAUGCCGUCACUUCUCAUAACCAUGUUGCAUCAAUUAAAUUUUAUCUAAAGUUAACAGUAA